Molecule: messenger RNA, 1250 nt
Organism: Aspergillus saccharolyticus JOP 1030-1
Lineage: Eukaryota; Fungi; Ascomycota; Eurotiomycetes; Eurotiales; Aspergillaceae
Product: guanine nucleotide exchange factor SDO1
Exons: 2
Coding region: 119-1165 (348 amino acids)
Biological process (GO): ribosome biogenesis; cytosolic ribosome assembly
Source: RefSeq, a predicted model, not a curated record
AGACAUCCCCUUGUUGAUAAACAAAUCCCGUCCACCAGAUACCCUUUUUCUCGUGCAUAUUCUUAAUUAGACCAGCGACGCGCACCGCAGCUUCCCCGGAAAGGAAGCGUCUUCCAAAAUGCCGAUUAACCAACCCUCAAAUCAGAUCAAGUUUACCAAUGUAUCAGUCGUCAGGUUAAAGAAGGGUAAAAAGCGAUUCGAACUCGCCUGCUAUAAGAACAAACUCCUAGAAUACCGGUCCGGCGCCGAGAAAGACCUCGACAAUGUCCUCCAAGUCCCCACGAUCUUCCUGUCCGUCUCGAAAGCCCAAACCGCACCGUCUGCCGAGCUCGCCAAGGCGUUCGGCGCCGACACGCCCGCCGAUGAAAUCCGUCAAGAGAUCCUGCGCAAGGGUGAAGUGCAAGUCGGCGAGCGAGAGCGGAAAGAGAUCAUCGAGCGCGUUGAGAAGGAGAUCCUGGAUAUUGUGUCGGGUCGACUGGUCGACCCCACCACGAAACGAGUCUACACCCCAGGAAUGAUCUCCAAGGCUUUGGAUCAGUUGAGCUCGGCGAGCGGCCAGCAGCAGACACAGGGCCAGGCGUCCGGUAACGGCGAGAUGACCGGAGAAGGAGAUGAGAACCGCGCACCGGCCCAGCCACGGAAGCCACUGUGGACGGGUGUCACCGCGAACAAGUCCGCAAAGAGUCAGGCCCUAGACGCCAUGAAGGCAUUGAUCGCGUGGCAGCCCAUUCCGGUGAUGCGCGCUCGGAUGCGCCUCCGUGUGACUUGUCCCGUGUCGCUUCUGAAGCAGAGCGUCAAGGUUGUGGGGGGCGCUGGCGGAACGAACAAGGAGCGAGAGACACCUACGCCCAAGGGUGGUGGCAAGGGCAACAAGAAGGGCGGUAAGGGAUCGAAGAAGUCGGCGCGUCAGCAAGACUCCGAGGAUGAGGCUGGUGGCUCCGACGCCGAGGCGGCACCGGCCAAGAGCCCUAGCAAUGUCAAGGACAAAAUCCUCAGUUAUAUCGAGUCUGUGGAGGCCCAGGAGAUCGUUGGAGGUGAUGAAUGGGAGGUCAUCGGAUUUGCAGAACCUGGCGCUUUCAAGGGCCUCAACGACUUUGUGGGUAAUGAGACCCGUGGUAGAGGACGAGUGGAGGUUCUGGACAUGGCGGUGACCCACGAGGACUAGAUGAGGGUAUGGCUGGCUUGGGAGACCUCAGCCAAGCAUGUAUAGAUGACAUGACUGAUGACUAGAAAAAAGCGGGAAAUGAAGU